GUGGCAUUUACUACUGUUGCCCAGCUUGCACAUGAUAAGGCAGGAGAGAAGAGCUUAUAAAUCUGUGUUUGUAUUGGCGGGAUCUUGUCAACCCCCAUAUAAGGGCAAGUUAUAUGAAGUCGAAAUCCGUCAAGGAUCAGAAGGAACAGGAGGAGCCACUCACAUUGCUAAACAACCCGUGGCCAGGUUUUUUGAUCAAGAGGGUUUGCUGUUCUCGCGUCAAGCUGUCUUGCACGGUGCGAGCAUCUGCAGCCCCUCAACUCCCUCCAAGUUAUACAUGUUGCUAAAUAACCUACCCAUGCCCCUUGGCCCCCCUCCCUCCAUGACACCCGACUCAUUGAAGGGAUAUGUUUAUGACACACAGAGUAUGUCAUGGGGUACGUUCAGGUCCCCCAAGUCAUCUAAGCCAAUUGGAACCAUGAUUGCUGCGUAUGGAAAGCUUUAUUAUCUUGCAAGUCCAGCAUGCCUCGUAUAUGAGAUGCCAUCUCCACCCUUUGAGCGAUAUGAUCCCGGCGCAGACCGUUGGGAGACUCUCCCAAUUCUACCCUCCAAACCUGUGUAUUGUGAGGAGAUAGUUGGUUAUGCCGUAUGCUGCGGUUAUAUUUUGGUUUCAUUAUAUGGCAGCAAAGGAUUUAGAUUCAUGGCAUUUCACGUAACUCGAGAAAAAUGGUACCCUGUAAAGUCAGAAGUACCUCGUCGUGACCGGUGCGGUUAUCCUUUCCGGGGGAGGGCCGUGGUUGUGGGCGAUAGCAUCUAUGCCUCGUCCAACAGAUAUGGCGACGUUAUAGAGUUCAACUUCAAUUCUACUACCUAUUCGGUGAGCAGGCCAUUGACGUUGCCAGGUUUGAAAUGCCACACAGAGUCUGUGCAUUGCGACCCUACUAGAAGGCGAACGGAUUAUUUCGUUCACCUGGGGGGUUCAGACUUUUGCCUUGUCCAGACUGCCAUGGAGAGCUGCAGAAGUGAUUGUCAACCACUGUGGGUCACCACGUUCCGAAUCGUCGUUGCAAGUGGAGGAGGAAGCUAUAUCGAGACCUUGCAUUCAACGGCAUGUGAUGUGGACAUCGGCGGGGCUAGUUUCCAUAUUAGGUACAGCUUUGCAAAAGACGAGGAGUGCGAUGGUGUUGGACCCGUAGAAGAGGAAAAUGGUUCGGCCUCUGAUGCAGAUGCAGAAGACUACGGUUUUUCACCGGAUGAAGACGAAUCGAACAGCGAGGAGACAAGUGGGGAAGAUGACGAAGAUGAUAAAGAUUAUAUGAAAUAGGAGAAACAACUCGAGCGGGCUGAAAGUUGUAUCCAGGAGAGUUUGCUGUAAUUUACUCUUUUAUGUGUAACCUUUACUUCCGUACCAAAGAAGUUGGUCCAAGAUUUCGUUAGGGUUUCAUAACGAUGACAAGUUACGAUUAUUUUCCCUGCAUGUGAAUUUGUUAUCUUUGCGUUG
This is a messenger RNA of Malus domestica (apple), 1441 nucleotides long. RefSeq lists its product as uncharacterized. NCBI's taxonomy places the organism in Eukaryota, Viridiplantae, Streptophyta, Magnoliopsida, Rosales, Rosaceae. Gene Ontology annotation, molecular function: protein binding. The record is from RefSeq and is a predicted model, not a curated record.